Striga asiatica is the source of this 462-nucleotide messenger RNA. The record is from the annotation of a GenBank genome assembly. NCBI's taxonomy places the organism in Eukaryota, Viridiplantae, Streptophyta, Magnoliopsida, Lamiales, Orobanchaceae.
AUGGAGAAUUUGGGGAGGCUGAGCCACCUGUUCGCGGCGGUUUUCAUGUCCAACAUGGCGGCCUACGCCGUGAAUCCGGCCAUCACUGACGUCAUCGUGGAGGCCGUUUGCGGCGGCAAACAGGAAUGCUCCCUCGCUAUUUACCUCACCGGCGUCCAGCUAGCGGACAUUAAAUACGUAGUUUGCGUGGGUAUACGCAGGUCACUGUUACGAAGCUUGGUUUCCAAACAAUCGGGGCCACAUGAACAGGGUAUUGCUCAAGGAUGCAUUUUGGGCAUAACAUCACUUGGUAAUCUUUUAUCCCCUAUUGUUUACAGUCCUCUAUCAGCUUUGUUUUUGGCCGAAGAUGCACCAUUUUAUUUCCCGGGCUUUAGCAUCUUCUGUGUAGGACUCGCUUAUCUGAUAGGUUCGAUUCUCAGUGUAUUUAUAAAGAUCCACAUUGGUAGAAGAAGCAGAGUGUGA